Stereum hirsutum FP-91666 SS1 is the source of this 2708-nucleotide messenger RNA. RefSeq names its product glutamine-tRNA ligase. The transcript is spliced from 6 exons. Gene Ontology annotation, cellular component: cytosol; cytoplasm. Gene Ontology annotation, biological process: translation; glutaminyl-tRNA aminoacylation. Lineage: Eukaryota; Fungi; Basidiomycota; Agaricomycetes; Russulales; Stereaceae. Gene Ontology annotation, molecular function: ATP binding; glutamine-tRNA ligase activity. The record is from RefSeq and is a predicted model, not a curated record. The coding region runs from base 36 to 2609 and encodes 857 amino acids.
CACGACCUAUCGAUACUACCCUAUCUCCCACUACUAUGCCUCCAAAGGCGUCCUCAAAUGCAGCAGAUACUGCGCCUCUCAUCGACCUCUUCAAAUCGAUAGGCCUCACUCAGGCCAAAGCUGCAGAGGCGGCAAAGAACCCGAAAAGCGCUACCAUCUUCAAGGACUUGAUCGAGAAGUAUGCGCUCGUAGGAAAGCUGGACGAGAAACAGGCAGGGUUGGUUGCUGCACUUGCGGUGCAACUGUCGAAGACCAAUGUCGGGGAGGAAGAGAAGAGUUACGUCGUGAAUGCUAUCCUGGACGGAAGGCUGAAGAGCGUGGACCAGGUCAAUGCCGCGGUGAAGUACGUUGAGGGCCACACAGUUCCCAUAGACGACAGUGACUUCGAUAUUCAGUGUGGCGUAGGGUUUAGCAUUACAGCGGAGGAGCUUGCUCUGCGAGUGACGGAGUACAUCAAGGCUAACGCCGUUGCGGGUUGGACCAACCUUGGGUCUACCAUCACCGGUCUGAAAAAUACUCCCGAACUUCGGUGGGCUAGUCCACUAGAUCUCAAGAACGCCGUCGAGAAAGCGUUCCUCGAGACAUUUGGUGCAAAAGAGACCGCGAAGGCGAAGGCCAAGGAACCGAAGAAGGAGGCCAAGGAUAAGCCUACGAAACAGGCGGAGGCUAAUUUCUCAGUAUCGGCCUCUGGAAGCUCGAAAUCUGUCUUCGAGGAAGGAUUCCUUGGUCGUCUCCAUAAACCGGGAGAAAACCCCCAGAUCAAGCCUAGUCUUCGUGAAGAACACCUGAAGGCCACCGGAGGUCUCGUAUACACCCGAUUCCCCCCAGAGCCCAAUGGUUACCUCCACAUCGGACAUUCGAAGGCCAUCUUCGUCAACUUUGGGUAUGCGGCGCAUCAUGGAGGGAAGUGCUACCUGAGGUACGACGACACGAAUCCGGAGAAGGAGGAAGGGAGGUAUUUUGAGAGCAUUCUGGAGACAGUUCGUUGGCUGGGUUUUGAGCCUUGGAAGAUCACGUAUUCCAGUGAUUACUUUGAUCAGCUCUACGAGCUGGCGGUGGUCUUGAUCAAGAAGGAUAAGGCGUACAUUUGUCAUUGUACCGGCGAGGAAAUCCACGAACACAGAGGCGGCGACAAUGGAGGUGCGAGAACGGCAUGCAAACAUCGUGAUCGCCCUGUCGAGGAGUCACUACGAGAGUUCGAAGGGAUGAAAACGGGGAAAUACCAGCCAGGAGAGGCCAUCCUUCGUAUGAAGCAGGAUCUGGAGGACGGGAACCCCCAGAUGUGGGACUUGAUCGCAUACCGUGUUCUGCUUACUCCUCACCACCGAACAGGCGACAAGUGGAGGAUCUACCCGACUUACGACUUCACUCACUGUUUGGUUGAUAGCUUCGAAAAUAUUUCGCAUUCGCUAUGUACCACCGAGUUCAUCGCGUCGCGCCAGUCAUACGAAUGGCUCUGCGACCAGGUCGAAGUCUACAAGCCAAGGCAGUCCGAAUACGGUCGACUUGCUAUCCAAGGCUCCGUCAUGUCAAAGCGGAAAAUUCUCGCCCUCGUCGAUGAGAAAUACGUGCUCGGCUGGGACGAUCCACGGCUAUACACUCUCAUCGCCCUGCGGCGUCGUGGCGUCCCACCAGGCGCCAUCAUCUCCUUCGUCAGCACGCUUGGGAUAUCCACCAGCCCCUCCAACAUCGAACUCGCCCGAUUCGACCAGACCGUCCGUCAGUAUCUCGAAAAUAGCGCCCCUCGGCUGCUCAUGGUCCUUCGUCCCCUGAAAGUGACCAUCGAGAAUCUUCCAGAGGACUACGUCCUCAUGGUCGAGAAACCGCUCCACCCUAAAGUGCCAGAGCUGGGUACGAGUCAGAUUCCGUUCACGAGGACAGUUUACAUCGAUCGAGAUGAUUUCCGACUGCAAGACUCUCCGGAUUAUUUCCGUCUGGCGCCAGGGAAGACCGUCGGCUUGUUCCAGGCUCCUCAUCCCAUCACCUGCACUUCGCACAAAACCGAUCCAACGACUGGAGAGGUAACAGAACUCAUCUGCAAGCUGGAGGAACCGGCCGCGGGCCAACCGCCGAAGAAGCCCAAGGCUUUCAUCCAGUGGGUGGCGGAACACGCGCCAAGCGGAAGUCCUGUUCGCGUCGAUGAGACGAGGGUCUUCCACCGGCUGUUCAAGAGUGACAACCCUCUCGCUGCUGUUCCUGACUUCAAGGCCGAUGUGGACCCGAAUAGCUUGGAGAUCAUCAAGGGUGCGAUGGUGGAGAGCGGGUUCUGGGCGCUUGCGAAACGCACGUAUGCCAGCGCUAAGGUGGAAGGGGCGACGAGGACGAAGCGAGCGUUGGAGGAGAACAAGGGCAUCAACUCGCAUGAACCGGCUGCGGGAGCGUCAGGACACGGGCAUGCGGAUGAGCCGCAAGUGAGCAGCGAGCAGCUGGUGGGCAAGGAGUGCGUCAGGUUUCAAGGAUUGCGGGUGGCGUAUUUCGCGCUGGACUCGGAUUCGAGGGUGGCGUCUCUCGAUGAAACGGCCGAUGUGGCGGCCGGGAGGAGGCAAGGUGACUUCUUGGUAUUGAACCGGAUCGUGAGUUUGAAGGAGGAUUCGGGCAAGGCGGCAUGAACACGAACCGAGAAGUAGAUUUGAAUGUAUUUGGUAUACCACUCGCGCGUAGCUAAUCUAAGAGAAUACAGUAAUAGACCGGCGGUGCCUAGGAAAGCG